AUGUCUGAGCUGUCCGAGCUGCAAGCGAUUCCCUUCCAGGAUGUUUUCCAGGAGGAGAAGUGCCAGGACCAUUGCGACAAGUACCUUUCACACGUGGUUGAAUCGCUUGGGGCGUUGUGGGCUCAGGGCAUCCGCCCAGCCACGUGGAAUGCCCCCCUGCCAGUCAACGUGCCCCAGAUAGAGGCCAAUGAUCUUCCAGCCCCGGCUGCUGAUGAGGAGGGACAGCAUGAAGCUCACCAGACUCCGGAUCCAGCUCCGGGGCGCAUGCAGCAUGAGGACGACGCUGUUACCAUGACCGAUGAAGAGACACUGUUCGUCCCACCUCGCCUCAGCGAGGACGAGCUUCUUGGGAUGCCAACGGCCAACCAGCUUCUUGCAGGCCAACUGGGACUUCCCGAGUUCUCGUCGGAAACGCGUUUUCUUCUCCGCGUGGAGCCUUGCAACGCCUGA
Molecule: messenger RNA, 450 nt
Organism: Symbiodinium natans
Lineage: Eukaryota; Dinophyceae; Suessiales; Symbiodiniaceae
Source: the annotation of a GenBank genome assembly